GAGCAUGCUGCUUUCGGUUUGAAAAAAAGAAGCAAAACGAAUAUAUCAACAUCUAGAUAUGUUUGCACUUAAUUAUUUAUAACGCUAACAACUAUUGUCGUGAGCACAACGGCAAAACGCUGCUGCAAAACUAUUAUGUUGUUGAACUCAAAAUUUGAUAAUAUCUAGUUAAUUGUUUACAAAAAAAAAGUCGGCGAAUGUGCCUAGAAGCGUGUGCGGUUUAUUGUUUAUAAUGCUCUAUUAACAAACGCCAAUAGUAAUAAACAAAUACAGCAAGUGCCUUAUUAAAUGUCAAAUCAUAAAAUAUUAAACAAACUUAAUUAGCAGUGGGAAGAGAGAAGCGCAGCCAUGUCAUCUACGGGCACGGACAGCACCAAGCUGGGCAACGAUGUGGGCCUAAUAGAGGUGCAACUGGAUAGUCUUGACUCGGCGCAUACCUUUGCUGCCUCCAAUGGUGGCACGCCACGCGGCAAGACGCAACGCGAGCAGCAGCAACAGCAGCAGCAACAAAAGAAUGUCUUCAAAUCCAAAGUGUUCAUCAUAGCUGUGACCUUUAGCUCGGUGCUAAUGAUAGCCAUGUGCAUUGGUUUUCUAGUGCACUACGAGUUCGCUGGCGACGUGGCAGACAUGGAGCAUGUGGACUAUUGGCAAGUUAACCUGCCGCCAGAGCAAAAAGUGUGGUAUGAUCGCGGCAUAGCGGAGCUGCGUCUCGCGCUCAACCGUCAGCUGAAUCGCAGACGUGCCAAGAAUGUGAUACUCUUUGUGGGCGAUGGCAUGGGUCCCAAUACGGUGACAGCCGCGCGUAUCUAUGCCUACAAGGAGGAGGGACUGCUCAGCUGGGAGCGCUUUCCACACAUGGGACUGCUGAAAACCUACUGUGCGGACAAGCAGGUGCCUGACUCGUUUUCCACAGCCACAGCGCUCUUCGGUGGCGUUAAGUCCAACUAUGAAACUGGCGGCGUUGACUCCGCUGUGCCUUUGGGCAAUUGCAGUGCCUCGCUGAAUGAAGCGAAUCAUGUUCAAAGCAUCAUCAAUUGGGCUCAAUUGGAUGGCAUGCGUACGGGCUUUGUGACCAACACGCGUGUUACGCAUGCCACGCCCGCUGCGCUUUACGCCCAUGUGGCGGAUCGCCGCUGGGAAUGCGAGGCACGCAUGCCACAAGAGGCACAACAGCUGGGCUGCUUGGACAUUGCUCGCCAGCUGGUCCAAUUGCCCACUGGACGCCAGCUCAAUGUCAUCAUGGGCGGUGGACGUCAAAUGCUGGUCUCGAAUGUCAGCGGCACUGUUGCAGAUCCGUUGGACACUUGGUCUGGCCAAUCGGCCGAUGGACGCAAUCUCAUUGAGGACUGGCGACGCUAUAAGACCGAACAAGGUGUUUCCCAUGCCGUAGUACAAAACAAUGGCGAGCUGCAAAAGUUGAAUACAGCAAACAUGGACUAUGUGCUGGGCAUAUUUGCCAAUGGGCAUCUCAAGUACGACCAUGAACGUGAUGCUAGCGAGGCGGGCAUGCCCUCGUUGGCGAAUAUGACGCGGAAGGCGUUGCAAGUGCUGGGCAACAGCGAUACGGGCUAUCUGCUGGUGGUGGAGGCGGGCUUGAUAGAUCAGGCGCAUCAUCGUGGCAAAGCGCGCAAAGCUUUAAGCGAAGUGCUGGCACUAAAUGAAGCAGUUGAGACAGUGCAGCAGUAUCUAAAGGAAAAGGAGCAGCUGGAUGAAACGUUGUUAAUUGUAACCGCUGAUCACUCGCAUAGUCUGACCAUCAAUGGUCAUCCGGCGCGUGGUGCAAAUAUUUUGGGCUUGGCUGGCAAAUCAAAAACAGAACAAACGCCGUAUACAACGCUAACGUAUGGCACUAGCUAUAAAGGCUUUCAGGUCAAUGCCGAGCAACUGCAGCGUCAGGAUCCAUCGCUUGAUGAUACCACAGAUUGGGAGUACUCACAACAGGCGGCCAUUAAUACGGAUGAGAAUCUUCAUGGUGGCUCCGAUGUAACCAUACAUGCUCAGGGAGCCAUGUCAUAUUUGUUUCAUGGCGUGCAUGAGCAGAGCUAUGUGGCCCAUGUCAUCUCAUAUGCGCUGAGAAUUGGACGCUUUCGUGAUAGCACAAUCGCCGAAUCUUUGGCGGAGCUGAUGCCUUUGUAGUCUUUAGUAUUAAGCUAAGCAUAAUGUUUAUUUAACUAAUUGUGUGAUAAGCUGUUUAUUUUUUUGUUUCUCUUUUUAAGUAAAUGCCAAUUAAAUGCCAUAUAUGUGC
Molecule: messenger RNA, 2245 nt
Organism: Drosophila busckii
Lineage: Eukaryota; Metazoa; Arthropoda; Insecta; Diptera; Drosophilidae
Gene: Alp12
Product: alkaline phosphatase
Exons: 4
Coding region: 349-2136 (595 amino acids)
Biological process (GO): dephosphorylation
Molecular function (GO): alkaline phosphatase activity
Source: RefSeq, a predicted model, not a curated record